GAGGAGUAGCUGUGAGUAUGGGACAGCUUGAUCCGUCUGUUGGGUCUUGUCCUGUGUCUUCUACGUUCUCUUUGUAUCUGAAGAGUAACGCGAGGUGUUGCAAUCUUUACGCCCCUGCCUCCCUCCUAGACAGUGCUGCUGAUGUGAACACCCCUUUCUGUAAUUUGGAUUGUUUUGUUUUGGGUACAGAACGAUGUUGUACUUUUACUUCUCAACUUUUGGGUUAAUAUUUUGGGUUAUUCAAGUAUCAUCGUAACACAAAGCAAGAUGUGAUAUCAGGAACCUGACUUUCAGUUCUAACUCCAAGGGGUGGAACAAAAUGGCUGAAAGCAAAGCCAAAUCAGUAAGAGGAGCGGCUAAGAGUGGCCGGGCAAAAGUGAAAGAAGCCAAAUGUCACAUGUCUGAUUCAAAUGGCACUGAUGGGGGAGCUGCUGCACUGCAAGAUCUCAGUGCCCUCGAAGAGGCCUUUAGGAAAUUUGCCAUUCAUGGAGACACACGAGCCACGGGUAGAGAUAUGAAUGGCAAAAAUUGGUCAAAAUUAUGUAAAGACUGCAACAUCAUAGAUGGGAAGAACGUGACGAUCACAGAUGUUGACAUUGUGUUUUCCAAAGUCAAGCCAAAAUCUUUUAGGACUAUCAACUUUGAUCAAUUUAAAGAUGCUCUUCAAGAACUUGCGCAGAAGAGAUUUAAAGGAAAGAAUGAGGAGGAAGCAAUCCAAGAGAUUCACAAGUUGAUUGAAGGAAACUCCCCUCUAAUAUCAGGGGUCACGAAAACUGUACUUUCUCCCACACUGACUCGACUUACCGACACCUCAAAAUUUACCGGUUCUCACAAGGAACGGUUUGAUCAGAGCGGGAAAGGCCGAGGAAGAGCAGGCAGAGAAUACCUGGUUCAUGAUACUGGCUACGUGGUGGGAUACAAACAUGCAGGAACGUAUGACCAGAAAGUAAAAGGAACAAAGCAUAAUUAAUUUUUCUUUUAAACAAAGGCAGCAUUUCCACUGCGAAUGUUUUUAACUCCCAAGAUGAUCUUGCCUGAAAGAAUCAAAAGUAGGAACCAUUCAUUGCUCAUUUCAACUUAUCUCCAGUUGGCUAGGAAAAUCGUCUCACUUGUUUCAGACAGCUUGUAAAAUGGAACAAGUCAUUUCUACCUUCAGCUGUAAAGAUAGCACCUCCUCUCACCACCUAUGUGGAUAAUUCUGAAAAUCUUUUAUCCCUUUACAAUGACUCUCACUGAACAAGUAUAUUUAACACUGAAAGGCAUGAGUAUCCUAUUAAGAUGCCCAAUCUUCUAAUGGAUGCCUCCAGAUAAUAGUGUCACAAGGAAUAAGGCCAUUUCAUCUUGAUGAAUUCUAUCGCUUUAGGCGAUUUGCAACAAUGUCCUUGUUGACAAUUGGAACUUCUGCUAUUGCUCGAAAUAGAAUUUGUUGGGACAGUGCAAAGUACUUCGACCUUUUACUAAAUGCCCGUUGAAAAGUGCUACAAAAACAAUGGAAUGGAGUAGCCUCUUGUGAUCAGAAAAGCAGAUUUUGAAAGGAUGGAAACGUGGAAGAGCAACAGAAGUGUUGGUCUCCACGAAUCUAGUGCAGAGAUUUAUCCUCUUGCUUGCCAUGCAAGAUUAAUUUCAAAACUGGAUGUUCAGGAUGGACAGGGAGAUGUUAUCAUGGUCAUUGAAUUCACGGUCAUUGAAUAGCUUUCUCUGAAGGGAAAAUGCAGAGAUCAUUGAAGAGAAUACUGCUGAGAACUCAUCUGCAGUCAUCACAUUAUCAACACAUGGUUCUCUAAUAUUUAAUGAUUGUGUCCCUUAAUGAUGUGAUUGAUGGAAAGGACAUGGAAUUCUUUCACUGAGGUGCCACAAAAGAAAUAUACUUAACCCCCCCAUAAAACCUUCAUUAAGAUCUACUAUGACAAGAAUUUCCAUUGUUUGCAUCGAGCAGGAUUGGAACCAGCGCUGUAGGAAGUGCAAUUGAAAUGCAUAGACCCCAGAAAAAAGAAAUGAAGAACUUUGUAGUCAGUAAUGAUUCCUAAGAUGAAGUAUUGGAUGAGAAUGGGCACUGUGAAGAUUAAAAUCAGUCCAGAGUUGAGUGAAAGUAAUGAGGGGGUACAGAUGAUUCACUCACAUUCUGUAUAUCGUAAUACUUGGGAUAAGAGAUUUUCAGUAGUUUUAAUGAUUCUCAGACAUUGAAAUGUUUGAGAUGAAAAGUUGGAGACUGAUGCUACUGCAUCUUUGCAUAUGUGAAAAUGUUCAAGUCCAUGGAAAUUGUGGAAAAAAUAGAUGAUCAUGUUUCCAAACAACUAAUAUUCUGUUGUGCAACAGACUCGCGAAUUACAUACAAGAAGUAUAUUUUUCCUUUGCCCUUGGCCUAUUUAGUUCUUUAGAUGAUAUCAAGAACCUAAAAUUAUUAUACUGAACUUGGUUUUAAUUCUGCUUCUAUGAAUUCUGCCAUCCAUCAACCUGAGAUUCUCUCAAAAGGAGUAGAACUAUUGUGUAAAAAUUGGCAGUGGGCCUUACUGACCUUAAAUGAGGAAUUGCAAAUGGGUACGUGGUCACCUUCUAUGUUCCUGGCACACUGAAACAUCAUUUCAUUCCACUUUUUUUUGCUUAGGGGUAAACCUACAUUCAGUUCUUAAGCUGUUAUAUUUUUCCUUGGAGUUUCUCAGUAAAUUGCAUCCUUUUGCACGCUUCUGAAGAUUGAUUCUGCACUUUAUAGAAUAGUCCUGCUGUUGGAGAAAUGAAUGAAACUUUCAGCUGUGCCCCCAAUGAAUUCUUUGUUUCUGAUACCUCCCCGGUGCACAAGUUGACUGCAGUUGGUUAUCGAGGUGUCAAGAACAAUGUGCAUGGAUUAAUGCAUAUAAGAAAUUUUAAAUAAGGUUGUGUUGAGGAAACAAGGUAGUAAUUAAUGUAACCUAAGUCAGUUAAAGUUGAACAGCAAUUCAGUGCUGUACUUUGUGAACUGCUCAUGAGACAAAUAGGACAAAUUGCAUCCUUUAGCAGAUGGAAUGAGUACUAUCAGUGCACAAGGUUCACAAGAGCCAACUGCACAUUCCAUUACUAAUGUGGGGACAGCUCUUGACUUAACCACUCAUGACAUUUUAAUAUGCCAAAGAAUGUAAUGCUUCAUUUUGCAAUCCCCAAAUGUUUAAUUUUUUAAAAAUGGAGUGCAAUGUUUUUGCUAAAAUAUUAGAUACUUUCUUUUAAGCCUUCUCAUCUUAUUUCUGUUUAGGUUGUUGAUUCCAGUCCCAUUUUCUCCAGCAUCCUAUUUUACUUGGAAUCACCUCUUCGCAGAAGAAGACGAAUCAGUGGGUUUCAUAAGUGGUACUUUGUUUUUCAGUCCAUUGUCUCAUGGUGCAAGAGCAGGCCAGCACUGACUUGUCAAUACAAGUCUUAAUACCUGGUUGGAAUUGUUCCACUCUGAUUGAGUAAAUAUCGCUGCAGUUGUUUAAUGGUACUGCGGAAAUUCAGCAUUCAAAGGAAAAAAGGAUGAGCUGUAGCAGAAAUAAAUAGUUCCAGAUUUGUUUUGUCAUGUUGUAAAAGGCUUCAAAUAGUUGUGGUAGUUCAUGUAGAAAAUAAAUACCUCAAAUGUUAUAAAAAUAUCUGAUUUAGAGACCUGCUGUGCACUAUAACUGCAUCAAAUAUCCAAACUGUGAUAAACUACAAUUCCUUAUUGUUCUGGUAAGAUGGACUUAUCAUUAAUGACACCCCAAAAAUACAAUGGGCAGGAUCAUGCUUAUUGUGGUCCAAUCACUGGGUUUACCACAUCCUUCUGCACAAUCCCCAUUGCCAAACUAACUUCCCAUGGCACAAGGAAAGCCUCAGUGCUGCAGCUGGUCUGCGAGCAGCCGCUAGGUCUUGGCUGGUGGAUCCUGAUGGCUUUCAGACAACUUGUAGUUUUGGGCACUCUUCAACUCUUUCUAAAUACAAAUGAUAAUCAGAGGCAUUUAUAAAAGCUUAGAUUUAAAUAAUUAAAUAAAUAAUUUUAUUUAAAUGUGCAUUUAACUGAUAAGUUAACUCAAUGAUAUUAAUUAAAUGAACAAUAAUGAAUUACAAAAAUGAACAAAAUAAAAAAAAAACACAUCUUUUUCAUGUAGGUGCAACUGGGCUUCACCUCUGGAGGUGGUGCUGCGUCCAGAAACAGAGUGGGAGGUCAAAUGCACUGGCUGCAGUGCACAAGUGUAGCAGUCAGGAACGCACUGACCCAAAGCUGUUCUCUUCAGAACAGCCAGAUGAAGAGGAGCAUGAUCCAGGCCAAUAAUGUUUUCCCUUAACAUCAAAAUGUAUAUAAAUAGAUAGUCCCCAUUGUGCAAUUUAUUACAGGAUACAAUUUCUACUUCACAGAUACAGCUGAUUGCUGCUGCUUCAAUACAAACUAAGGUAAGUAGGGCAUAUGCAUUGAGCUGAGACUGCUGCUCUUCUGAAUUUGGGACAGAUUUUGCAAUUGACCUAAUUUGCACUGUAGAGACACUGAGAUUUUAAGUUCCUGCUUUAUUACCAUUCCAUAUUCUGAAAUUAAUUUUUGAUGGAAGAAAAUGUCAUUAGAAGUCUUUAAUUGGAUGUAAUGGCUGAAAACAUUGGUCGUAAUCUUCCCAAGGCCUAGCAUUUUUAAUCAACAUUUUAUCCUUUGUUCACUAAACUGUAAGUGAAAAGAUGCACAGUCUUAAGGCCACGAGGGUUUGAAGCAAGCUAUGCAUAUAUUAAGUAGUUCUUUCCAUAGUUUUCCAUUCUUUUUUCUGCUUUGCUAGCUCCAUCUGUAUCAUCAGAAACUGCCAAAUAUUGUCACUAAGUGCAUUUGAAACUCAGACUAAAUUUUGUAAGCAUAGUUAUGGAAUAAAAUUUCAUUUAUAAAACUA
Messenger RNA from Pristis pectinata (smalltooth sawfish), 4847 nucleotides. RefSeq names its product tubulin polymerization-promoting protein. NCBI's taxonomy places the organism in Eukaryota, Metazoa, Chordata, Chondrichthyes, Rhinopristiformes, Pristidae. The coding region runs from base 320 to 970 and encodes 216 amino acids. The transcript has 4 exons. Gene Ontology annotation, biological process: positive regulation of protein polymerization; microtubule bundle formation; microtubule polymerization. Gene Ontology annotation, cellular component: microtubule. Gene Ontology annotation, molecular function: tubulin binding. The record is from RefSeq and is a predicted model, not a curated record.